Messenger RNA from Zychaea mexicana, 497 nucleotides. RefSeq lists its product as uncharacterized. The record is from RefSeq and is a predicted model, not a curated record. The transcript has 2 exons. NCBI's taxonomy places the organism in Eukaryota, Fungi, Mucoromycota, Mucoromycetes, Mucorales, Lichtheimiaceae. Bases 79 to 258 code for a protein of 59 amino acids.
GCUGCAAUGUGACACCCAGGCCUGUUGUAUACUGAGGGACUUGAAAGGUAUAGGAGGGGCCGGUCUGUAGCAUAUCCCAUGAGCUUGACAGCUUUCCCUGCUGUGACACCCCCCGCGUUGACUGUGUGGUGCUAUAUUUUGAUGGUGCUGCCUUUUGAGGUGGGGCGAUUGGGAUUGUUUUUGCUUUAUCCGGUGGAUCUAGUGAUGUUAAAUCUCACCAUUCUCACAAGGAAAGUAUACAAACAAUUCUUGUUUUAGGCUCAUUAUUCUGUAUAUUAAUCGUAAAAAAAGUAUACAUUGUUAUAGAUGGAUACCCACCACGAGUCACGGACGAUCAUAUCAUGAUGCAUAAAACCAAGAGCUACAAAGCACUCUAAUUUACUAUACAUUGCGCGACAAGAUGGUCUAUUUGCGAGCGCUGUCUGCAAAAAAAUUGACUUGGAUCCUUUUUGUUAUUUUCAAAACACACAAUAAAAACCUCCAAUUUUCAACCUGGC